AAAUGUUAACAACUGAAUAAAAAUACACUACAUUGUUCUUAACUAUGUGAUAAUCUGAAAUGCUAAAGAAAAUAAAGCGGUCAGCCAUAGUUGCUGAGCACAUAUUUUCUCUCUCCUCCAAAAACUCAUUCUCCCGCCAAUUUUCUCAUGAAACAUUCCCGCCACUUCAAUCAAAAUUAAGGGCCUUAUGUUCCAACGGUCAAUUACAGGACGCCAUGCUAGAAAUGGCAGUUCAAGGUCUGGAAAUGAAGUUUGAAGGUUAUGAUACAAUCUUGAAUGAAUGUGUCAAUAAAAGGGCUCUUAGAGAAGGUCAAAGAGUACAUUCCCACAUGAUCAAAACUCAAUAUCUUCCACCAGUGUAUCUUAGAACUAGGCUUGUUAUAAUGUAUUGUAAAUGUGAAUGUUUGGGUGAUGCACGAUAUGUGUUCGAUGAAAUGCCUGAACGGAAUGUAGUUUCAUGGACUGCUAUGAUUUCGGCGUAUUCGCAGAGAGGGUUUACAGUUGAGGCUUUGAGUCUUUUUGUACAGAUGUUGAGAUCAGGUACAGAACCAAAUGAGUUUACUUUUGCUACCAUUCUCACAUCUUGUACUGGUGAUUAUGGGUUUGAUUAUGGAAGACAAAUCCACUCUCUAAUAGUAAGGUAUAAUUAUGACUCUCACAUUUUUGUUGGGAGCUCACUUCUUGACAUGUAUGCCAAAGCUGGAAGAAUCCAUGAAGCUAGGACAGUGUUUGAUGGUUUAACUCAAAGGGAUGUGGUCUCCUGUACUGCUAUGAUUGCAGGGUAUGCCCAAUUGGGUUUUGAUGAAGAGGCAGUUGAAAUGUUUCGUAGGCUAAUGGAGGAAGGGAUGAGUUCAAAUUAUGUUACUUACGCAAGUCUCUUAACUGCACUAUCUGGACUCGCUGCUCUAGAUCAUGGCAAGCAAGUCCACAGUCAUAUUUUGCGAUGGGAACUUCCAUCUUAUGUAGUUCUGCAUAACUCAAUGAUUGAUAUGUAUGCAAAAUGUGGGAAUCUCAUGUAUGCAAGAAGGGUUUUUGAUAGCAUGCCUGAGAGAACUGUCAUCUCAUGGAAUGCCAUGCUUGUGGGGUAUAGUAAACAUGGGAUAGGGUCAAAGGUUAUUGAACUUUUCAAAUUAAUGAGAAAAGAUGGUAAAGUUAAACCUGACAAUGUUACUUUCUUGGCUGUUUUGACGGGUUGCAGCCAUGGUGGAAUGGAAGAUACUGGACUGGAAAUUUUCGAUGAGAUGGUGGCACAAAAAUAUGGCUUUGAGCCAAAUAUAGAGCAUUAUGGCUGUGUUGUUGAUUUGCUUGGGCGUUCUGGGCGAUUAGAGCAGGCUUUGAAAUUUAUCGAUGAGAUGCCUUUUAAGCCAACAGCUGCCAUUUGGGGAUCUCUUUUAGGCGCUUGCAGGGUUCACUCAAAUUUCGAUGUUGGAGAAUAUGUGGGUCGUCAACUUCUAGAAAUAGAACCUGAAAAUGCUGGGAAUUACGUCAUUUUAUGUAAUUUAUAUGCAUCUGCAGGGAGAUGGGAAGAGGUAAAUAAUCUGAGGGAAUUGAUGAAAGAGAAAGCUGUAAUUAAGGAGCCAGGAAGAAGCUGUAUUGAGCUUGAUCAAAUUCUUCACACUUUCCAUGCUAGUGAUAGAUCCCAUCCUAGGAAAGAUGAGGUGCACACAAAAGUAAAGGAAUUGACAGUUCGAUUGAAGGAAGCUGGUUAUGAACCUGAUCUUAGCUGUGUUUUAUACGAUGUUGACGAGGAGCAAAAGGAGAAGAUACUUCUGGGACAUAGUGAAAAGCUGGCUUUAGCCUUUGGAAUUUUAAGUACUUCUGCAGGAGUCCCACUCAGAGUGAUAAAAAACCUUAGAAUCUGUGUCGAUUGCCACAACUUCGCUAAAUUCAUCUCCAAGGCUUAUGGACGAGAAGUCUCUUUAAGGGAUAAAAAUCGCUUUCAUCACAUUAAAGGUGGUGUGUGCUCUUGUGGAGAUUAUUGGUGAUAUCCUGAAAGCGUUGUUGGCAGAAAUUACCAUAUCCCCUAUUGCUGAAGAGCAACAUUAUGCUUAAGUUCGAUAUCUGCUGUGAUUGACACAAUACUUGACAGUAACAUGGGAACUGGAGCUAUAAUUAGUGAGAAACUGCUGGAGAUCAUUUGGUAAACCAAAAAUUAUUAUGUUCGUUAUCUGCACUUCUCAUUCAUCGUCAAUUAGUAGACAGCCAUUUGUAUGGGAGUUUGGACAAAGGAUCAACUGAAACAAACCUCCCUGCUAUCAUAGGGCAUAUGAGUAAGGCUGCUUAGA
Molecule: messenger RNA, 2285 nt
Organism: Beta vulgaris subsp. vulgaris (sugar beet)
Lineage: Eukaryota; Viridiplantae; Streptophyta; Magnoliopsida; Caryophyllales; Amaranthaceae
Product: putative pentatricopeptide repeat-containing protein At3g13770, mitochondrial
Exons: 2
Coding region: 60-1985 (641 amino acids)
Biological process (GO): RNA modification
Molecular function (GO): protein binding; zinc ion binding; RNA binding
Source: RefSeq, a predicted model, not a curated record